AUGGACUCAUCAGGAUCUUCCUCAUCUAAUGCUGGACGUGUUAAUCGAACCAAGUUUUGUUACUGUGGCCUACCUGCACCAGUCAGAAAGUCGUGGACCAAUCAAAACCCCGGAAGAUUGUUUUAUGGCUGCGAUCGAUACCAGUACGAUAAAGGAGAAGUCGUUGGUUGGGCCAAGAGGUCACUCAUCGAAGCACGUGAUGAAAUUAAGAGGAAAACGAUAGAGAUCGAGCAAUUAAAGAAUGACCUAGCUACCUUACGCGACGAGCUUGUGAUUCUCGGGAAACAAAAAUCACCUCUUAACACCCAUGUUUUCAACUGGAAGGAUCUCAUCUUCAAAUGCUUCCGGGGCAAUUAG
This is a messenger RNA of Eruca vesicaria subsp. sativa (arugula), 357 nucleotides long. NCBI's taxonomy places the organism in Eukaryota, Viridiplantae, Streptophyta, Magnoliopsida, Brassicales, Brassicaceae. The record is from the annotation of a GenBank genome assembly.